Acyrthosiphon pisum (pea aphid) is the source of this 537-nucleotide messenger RNA. RefSeq lists its product as uncharacterized. NCBI's taxonomy places the organism in Eukaryota, Metazoa, Arthropoda, Insecta, Hemiptera, Aphididae. The record is from RefSeq and is a predicted model, not a curated record. Bases 10 to 522 code for a protein of 170 amino acids. The transcript has 3 exons.
UUAGGAAUUAUGGGGUUUAAACAUGAAUGUGGACUUUAUAAUUAUUUUUAUGUAAUGCAAUUUGGAACCUUUGAAGAAUUUAUAGAUCACGUGAAAACAAAAAUUAUUAUUGUAGAUGGUAAUAUUGAGCCUGUGCCCAAAAAAACUGUUAAAAACACAUUGGUUGACUCAGAUCAUCCAGAAUCUACUAAAAGUGACGAGAAAAUCAAAACGAAUGACGAUACCGAUAGUAAUGAGAUUUUACCAAACAAAAUAAUCGACCAUGCAAAUUCGGGUAACCAAGAUGAUGGAACAUCUAAAAUUUCUGAAAACAAAACUACUGACACCGCGGUUGAUAAUAAUGUGACUUUACCAGAAACAAUAAGUAAUUUAAUUUUUAAUUUAUAUAAAAAAAACUCUAUUCAGGUUAAAAUUGAACGACUUUCGUGGACGUAUAGACUGAGUUGUCGAUCAGCGUAUGACCCCCCGGUGAUUACUAUGGGUUUUUUUAUUGGGGAUAAUCAUAUCCGCGGUAGCCAAUGAUCAUCAGUGCUACUG